AUGGUCUCAGGUCUGUCACAUUUCCUUCUGGUUCUGUCUGCUCUGGCUGUGGCUCAGGCCCAGCUCAAGGUGUUUAACUUGCGUGCCAGUGGUCUACCCUCUGACAUUCUGGGGAUCACUGAUGGCUAUGUCAAGGUGUUUUGCAGCUCCGAGUAUCUGGGCAAAACAGAGGUCCGUGAUGACAAUGCCAACCCCUGGUGGGAGGAAGAGUUCUCCCACUUUAAGGCCCAGGAGGGUGACGUUUUGAGGCUUGAGGUUUAUGACCGUGAUUUAGUCUUCCACGACCUGUUAGGAGUGUGUCAGAGACAGAUCCGACCUGGAACCCAUGAGCACGACUGCUACCUGAAGAAAGGUGGCACCCUCCAUUAUGUCUAUAACCUCAACCAAAGCAACCAAUAA
Nerophis lumbriciformis (worm pipefish) is the source of this 399-nucleotide messenger RNA. The record is from RefSeq and is a predicted model, not a curated record. NCBI's taxonomy places the organism in Eukaryota, Metazoa, Chordata, Actinopteri, Syngnathiformes, Syngnathidae.